GUGUGGCUCAGUGUGGCUCAGUGUGGCUCAGACUCCUGUCGACCACAGCGAGACAGAGACACACCCACUUCAUACACAGGCUGCAGUGAGGGACAGGAGACACAGACCCUGCAGAGGACGACAGCAAAGACGAGACGAGUCCAGAAUGAGCCUAAUCCCUGCAGGUGAAGAGGACCACCACCAAGGCACAUGGAGACUCAUUCUGGUCGGAAAAACCGGAGUGGGAAAGAGCGCAACCGGGAACACCAUCCUCGGAAGAAAAGAGUUUGAGUCACAGCUGAGCCCCUCCUCUGUGACGGCUCAAUGUCAGAAGGCUGAAGCAACGAUUGGUCAUCGAAACAUCGCUGUGAUCGAUACUCCGGGUCUUUUUGACACAAAUUAUACCCAGGAAGAAAUUGUGGAUCGAAUCAAAUAUUGCAUUUGUCUGUCUGCGCCCGGGCCACAUGCAUUUGUGAUUUGUCUCCAGCUCGGAAGGUUCACCAAAGAAGAGCAAGAGACUGUCAAAAUAAUCCAACGAAUCUUUGGAGAAGAGGCAGCGAGAUACACCAUCGUUCUGUUCACACGCGGAGAUGACCUGGAGGGUUUUACACUUGAGUCUUUCAUAAAGAAAGAUAAAGCUUUAUCAGAGUUUGUCAAGACGUGCGACAACCGCCAUCACGUCUUCAACAAUAAAAUCACAGAUCAGAAGCAAAGAGAUGAGUUUAUUAAAAAAAUCAAUAAAAUGAUCCAGAAUAAUGGAGGAAGGUUUUACACCACAGAGAUGUUCAGAGUAGCAGAGGAGGCCAUUAAGAAAGAGGAGGAGCGACUCCUAAAAGAGUCAAAAGAACAAGACAAGGAAAAGAUUCGGAGGGAGGCAGAGAAGGUAAAUGAGUUCAUGAUGGCCAUAGCAAACAUGGAGAUCGGUACAGCUAUAGGAGCAGCAGUCGGGGUUGUCCUGGAUGAGAUUGGGAAGGCAGUAGGUAAAAUGGUUGAAGAGGUAGAUGAAUGGAUAACUGGAGCAGCAAAUAACAUGUGUGUGAUACAGUGAAGUGAUACUGAGGGAUGAGGAUCCAAACCAUAAAUUUUAUCUGUUACAUUUUGGUCAAAGCCACAUUUCUCAUUUCUACUCAACAGCCACAGGAGAGUCUGACACACUCCAUUUUAAAACACUGGUGUGAUCUCAGUGUGUUAGACUCUGUGUUUGACUCUGCUUUUAAUUAUGCUUUGAAUGUUUCUGUUCACUGCCUUUAACCCGACUGCACAAUAAAUAAACAUCUACAGAAC
Periophthalmus magnuspinnatus is the source of this 1263-nucleotide messenger RNA. RefSeq names its product GTPase IMAP family member 7-like. Gene Ontology annotation, molecular function: GTP binding. The transcript has 3 exons. Lineage: Eukaryota; Metazoa; Chordata; Actinopteri; Gobiiformes; Gobiidae. The record is from RefSeq and is a predicted model, not a curated record. Bases 146 to 1027 code for a protein of 293 amino acids.